AUGGGCCUCCCAUUGUUUGUUGCCCCCGUUGAGUCAGAUCUCCCUUCUAAAGCUGCAGAGAAGAGCAGUGCAACGUCGCCACCCCGCUCCGCCAUUCGUCGCAAUAUACGCACUGAACGAAUUGAACGCCGCGCCGCGCAUCGCCGUAUUUUCUCAAUUCGCGACCGCUUAAAUGACGGCUCGCUACAACAGUCCGGUACUUUGACCGGCCGAGAUGGUCGCUCUGUACCAUGGGCUGAAGCUGGAUUCCCACCUGAUCUUGAGACUACGAGAGGUCCCGAUGGGCUGCGCCGAGCCAGACCGUUUCGCGAUGUUCUGAGAGAGAUGGCUAGAUCGGAUGAUCGCAGAAGGGACAUGCUUGAAGAGCGCAUAAACUCGCUGUUUAGGGAUGGCAGCAACUCACAAGAUCGAAACACAUCCAACUCACAUCUCUCAUAUGAGGAUUUGGACUUGGGUUGGCAUGAGGGUCCUCGACCUUCUCGCCCUGCAGUGGUGGUGCCGGUGCCUCCCAGACAAGCUCCUGAAGAGAAUGGAGUUCAACCGCAAAGACUUCCUUCUCUUGUAACGUACCCCUUGAUUAGCACAGAUGACUCUGAAGAAAUGGGCCAGCGCCGAGCUCACCACUCGGCAAUGCGCGAAGCUCUCCGUGCGUCAAACAGGCAUCAGCGAUUCGCACCUAUGCAACGUGUAGACGGGCUUGGCGACCGUGAUAGGAGCCUCAGUCCAGAGGUGUGGGAUACUCUUCUAUCUACACUUACCCCUGACCCUCAACCACCUAGCGCAGGUUCCUCUUUUGCAUCAAAUGUUGCAUCUCAGAGUGCCGGUGCCACAUCAGGCACCUCUUUCACCACGCCCGACCAAGACCCUGACGCCCUAGUUGACCAGGCCUGUGAGUCGGGUUGCGAAGGCUCCGAAACUGAAGGCCCUGAUCAAACUCUUAGCGUCCUAGAUCGAAUUAGAAGACGCCGAGCAGAGAUGCGACGUGUUCACGUAAGAAUACCUGAAGCUGGCCUAGACGGCCCAGUUGAUGGAGGCGCCAUUCGAGAUAACGACGCGGUCAGGUCCGAUUCUAGACAACGAAGAUCCCCGGAUGGGCUAGUGCCCAGUGAUGAUCGCCACAGGCUCAGGAGAUGGGGCCGAGAGCGCUCACUUCGAUCACGUUCCGCCUGGGUGGGACACUUGUCCGUGGGCAACUCGGACGACGAGCAAGGACCGGAACGAAACAGACAGAACCGAGAGAGCUCAACGACAUCGGGAAGCAACACGAACGUUGAAGAUGACUGGAUGGGAAUGCAGCGCAUCGUGCGUAGCCUAGCACGACGUGAAGAUAUUCCCGAUGAAUGGUGGGCUGAGGCUGGCCUCAGUCGAACACUGCCAGGGGACGGGACAGAAUAA
This is a messenger RNA of Fusarium redolens, 1395 nucleotides long. RefSeq lists its product as uncharacterized. Bases 1 to 1395 code for a protein of 464 amino acids. NCBI's taxonomy places the organism in Eukaryota, Fungi, Ascomycota, Sordariomycetes, Hypocreales, Nectriaceae. The record is from RefSeq and is a predicted model, not a curated record. The transcript is spliced from 3 exons.